This is a messenger RNA of Salvia hispanica, 693 nucleotides long. Lineage: Eukaryota; Viridiplantae; Streptophyta; Magnoliopsida; Lamiales; Lamiaceae. The record is from RefSeq and is a predicted model, not a curated record.
AUGGCGAGUAGUCGUGCGGGUGGUAGUGGCGGAGGCGCUAGUGAUAGUGAUGGUGAUAGUGAUGAUGAAUUGGAUCUCGCUGUCCAAGAGGCGAUUGAUCGAUUGCUCCGGCAGAGGCAGCAGCGGCAGCAGCAGGCGGCGGUGACGGUACCUCGACCGAUCCAUCGCCGAUGGCAUGUACCCCGGGACCACAUUGCUGCACAUAUUCGGUUGUAUGAGGACUACUUUGCUCCGCAACCGCGUUUUGGGGAUGCCUUAUUCCGCCGACGUUUUAGGAUGCAUCGUGCUCUGUUUAUGCAUAUCGUUGGUGCUUUAGAGAAAAGGUACGAGUUUUUCAGGGUCAGGGAGGAUGCGGCUGGCAAACUCGGACACACGUCAAUACAGAAGUGUACGGCCGCAAUCAGGCAACUGGCGUACGGAGGCCCAACCGACAUGUUCGACGAGUACCUCCACAUUGGGGAGUUUUCAGCCGUCGAGUGUCUGUUGAAUUUUUGCGCGGGCGUUAGAUCGAUAUUCGGGGAUCAGUAUCUUCGGCGUCCGAGCCCCGAAGACUGCCAGCGGCUGAUUAAUAUGCACGGGUCGGUGCACGGGUUCCCUAGGAUGUUGGGCAGCAUCGAUUACGAUCAAGCAUGCGAUCGGGCCAAAGAAGUCCUACUUUGCGACCCGGCAGGAGGCAGCGCGCAAGGAUGUUGA